CUAAUAUAUGUAAAUAACCUACCACCUCGAAUCCCUAUAUACUACACCUUAACACCUUUGAGAAUGCCUCGUCCGUGGGAAUUUAACGAAGAGGGCCCUGAGCCGGAAGAGGAGCGACGAACCCUGCUCCGAGAAGGCAAGGAAAAAGCGCAGCGCUUCUUUUCCGAAUUCAUCGACUUCGCUUUCUCGGGCAACAUCCUUGAAAUUGCAUUCGGUUUGAUCCUAGCAACGGCAUUUACAGCCGUCACUACCUCGCUCGUGAGCGAUAUACUUCUUCCUCCACUCUCCAUCAUCCUCCCGCUACGAAGAAACAUAGGCGAGAAGUUCGCGGUGUUGAGACCAGGGCCGAAUUACAACGACCAAGAUGGCUACAACACCCUAUACCAGGCGCAGAGCGAUGGAGCCGUCAUUCUAGCUUAUGGUGUAUUUCUCAACAAGGUCAUCAAUUUCCUAGGCGUAGGCCUAGCCUUGUACGGCCUAGGAAGCUUGUACCAGUGCCUGUCGCACGAUCCUAUCAUUAAGCAUACCGUCAAGUGUCGAUACUGCAAAAAGAAGAUUAGCUCAAAGGCAAUCCGAUGUGUGAAUUGCACUAGCUGGCUCGAUGGGCGAGAAGAGCGGAUGCGAUAGACGACCCAUAGUUACGAGUUGCUUAUCGGAAAUACUGGGUGAAUAUCGUGUUUCCGGUCAGUACCUAAUGCCUCGAAUCUAACUCCUUUUUCGGGAUGUAACUAUUCUAAGUGUUGGGUAUUCUUUUUUUAGAGAAUAUCUCAUAUAAACACUUUGAUAGGCUUUAGAUCGCUUGAGUUAGCAUGUUCGAUCCGAUCAUUCUCGUCAUUGGGCUUCGGUGUUGGCGUAGAUUGGCGUAGAUCGGCGCAGAGCACCAGUGAAGUUGGAGGAAACGUCACAAGGGGAAAUCCGGUUUCAGGGAGGGGGUAUGGCGUAUGUUGGGAGAGUGUUUGCUAGUACUUCGCUAGUACUUCUUAUCCUUCUCGAGAUAUCGUUGAAUGGAAUUAUUGGCUGUAAUCAAAGACUCCUUGAUUAAUAGUGAUCGCAAUUGUUGUAAUUAUGAAAUUC
Molecule: messenger RNA, 1074 nt
Organism: Daldinia decipiens
Lineage: Eukaryota; Fungi; Ascomycota; Sordariomycetes; Xylariales; Hypoxylaceae
Product: gated mechanosensitive channel
Exons: 4
Coding region: 64-627 (187 amino acids)
Biological process (GO): monoatomic ion transport; intracellular water homeostasis
Molecular function (GO): mechanosensitive monoatomic ion channel activity
Source: RefSeq, a predicted model, not a curated record